CCUUUAUUUUGAAAGUCAUUAAUCUAGUCUGAACUCCUGAGAUGCUGCUGAUGGCGUUCUUCACACCACCGUUCUAAAGAGAUACAGAGCAGUUCAAUUUUACUUAACUUCAAGACGUUAAACAGUUUUUGCUCAGUUAGUUCUUCUGUCACUGUGUGAUUGGAUCACUGUGCAGCAAUGUCUUACCUUCCAACUCUCUUCAAAUACGUUGAUGAGCACCAGGACGAGUAUGUUGAGCGCCUGGCACAAUGGGUUGCUGUACAGAGUGUGUCUGCCUGGCCAGAGAAACGAGGAGAAAUCAAGAAGAUGAUGGAGUUGGCAGCCAAAGACAUUGAGAGACUGGGAGGAACUGUGGAGAUGGUUGACAUCGGCAUGCAGAAGUUGCCAGGUGGUGAAGAGAUCCCUCUUCCUCCAAUAAUUCUGGGUAGACUUGGCUCAGACCCAGGCAAGAAGACUGUGUGCAUUUAUGGGCACUUGGAUGUGCAGCCAGCCAACAUUGAGGAUGGCUGGGACUCACCGCCCUUCACUCUGGUGGAAAAAGACGGUAAAAUGUACGGACGUGGAUCUACGGAUGAUAAAGGCCCUGUGUUAGCCUGGUUCAACAUCAUUGAGGCCUAUCAGAAGAUUGGACAGGAACUGCCAAUCAAUAUAAAGUUCUGCUUUGAGGGAAUGGAGGAGUCUGGAUCAGAAGGAUUGGACGAGCUGGUUUUCUCUCGCAAAGACUCUUUCUUUAAGGAUGUGGACUACGUCUGCAUAUCUGAUAAUUACUGGCUGGGGAAGACCAAGCCCUGCAUUACCUACGGCCUGAGAGGAAUCUGCUACUUCUUUGUUGAGGUGGAAUGCUGUGAUAAAGAUCUUCACUCUGGCGUGUUUGGAGGAUCCGUUCAUGAGGCCAUGACUGACCUCAUAGUUCUGAUGGGCUCUUUGGUGGAUAACAAGGGAAAAAUUGUAGUACCAGGGAUAUACGACCAUGUGGCUAAACUGACUGAUGAAGAGAAGAAGCUCUACGAAAAGAUUGAGUUUGACCUGGAAGAAUACGCCAAAGAUGUUGGAGCAGGCAAACUGCUGCAUGACACAAAGGAGCAAAUUCUGAUGCAUCGUUGGAGAUACCCAUCCCUUUCUUUGCAUGGCAUAGAGGGAGCUUUCUCUGAGUCGGGAGCCAAAACUGUCAUUCCCCGCAAGGUCAUUGGCAAGUUCUCUAUCCGCCUGGUCCCUGAUAUGGAUCCCAAAGUGGUGGAGAAACAGGUAAUUACCCAUGUGGAGAAGAAGUUUGCAGAAUUGCAAACUCCCAACAAACUGAAAUUGUACAUGGGACAUGGAGCCAAGGCCUGGGUGUCUGACUUUAACCAUCCUCACUACAUGGCUGGCAGAAAGGCCAUGAAGACUGUAUUUGGCGUGGAGCCUGACCUGACUCGUGAGGGAGGUAGUAUCCCAGUGACUCUAACCUUCCAAGAAGCAACCGGCCAGAAUGUUAUGCUGCUGCCUGUCGGUUCUUCUGACGACGGGGCUCACUCACAAAACGAGAAACUCAACAGAUCCAACUAUAUUCAGGGCACCAAGAUGUUGGGAGCUUACUUCUAUGAAGUAUCUCAACUUAGCUAACUGGAGCGUCUGAUUCAACGUGACUUGGCUGGUGUAUUUUUAAUUGUCUGAAGAUGUGAAUGAAAUACUUGGAUAAGGGUACGGUCUCUAAAAGGAUGCUGCAUCAUAAAAGUUUUUUUUUUUCUGCCAAGGAUGGCAUACAUUGAGGAAAUGGUGGUAAAUGGUGAUAAUAUGACAAUCUGACUAUUUCAUGCAGUAUCACAUGUGACAUGUAAAAACAACUUAAUCGCUCUUUGCUGGCAUUUUGCUGCUAGAUUUCUCAGUAUGUAGUCAUUUUCAGGGUAUGAGAUGUAUUUCCACCCAACUCUCUUUUUUUUAUUUUAAAUUUUUUAGUCCAGCUCUCUCUAUAAUGAUCCAUCAAGCAAGUGUUUUGAAAUCACUGGUGACGCAUACAAUUUAGACCAAAUAAGCAUACAUUGUUUCAGUCUACAGUAUACCUUGUCGCUGUAGCACUAGUCUGUCUCCCAGUGUCUUAAUAUCCAAUCUCCGAUAGAGUUAUAUCAGAGGAAUUAUUUUUGGGCGAACUGUCCCUUUAAUAUGGAAUAUAACAUGAACUCUUAUCUGGUGUAAUCUGUUUACAUAUGACAAAUGCACUCCUAUAAUAAAAUGCAAAUGAUCUCCUUAAAAUUCAA
Molecule: messenger RNA, 2234 nt
Organism: Onychostoma macrolepis
Lineage: Eukaryota; Metazoa; Chordata; Actinopteri; Cypriniformes; Cyprinidae
Gene: cndp2
Product: carnosine dipeptidase 2
Exons: 12
Coding region: 178-1602 (474 amino acids)
Biological process (GO): proteolysis
Cellular component (GO): cytosol
Molecular function (GO): metallodipeptidase activity
Source: RefSeq, a predicted model, not a curated record